CGCCCCCCAUGCGCUGCUCGCCCCCCGACGCCCACUAGCCGCUGCGCCCGUCCAUGGCGCGGCCCGUGGCGCUGCUCUGCUGCUCCGCGGCGCUGCUGGCGGCGUGGUGGGGCGCAGCCGGCGCCAGCCCGCGCUCAAGCCCCGCCGGCGCCCCCCUGCAGGACGAGGCGGAGAACCAGGAGAACAUCCUCUCGCAGUUGCUAGGUGACUAUGACAAGGUGAAAGCAGUGUCAGAAGGCCAAAAUUGCCAGUGCAAGUGUGUGGUGAGACCUCUGGGCAGAGGUGCCUGCCAGAGGAUUAACGAAGGAGCGUCCAAACCAGAGGAUUUUUACAUGGUGGAAACAAUCACUUCAGGACCAGAAUGCAAGUGUUCAUGUGUGGCUCCACCGUCUGCUUUGAACCCCUGUGAGGGAGACUUCAGGCUGAAGAAGCUGCAAGAAGCAGACAGCAAAGACUUCAAGCUAGCAGCUGUCAUUGAGAUGCUAGAAGGCGCUUUCUAUGGCUUAGACUUGCUAAAGCUGCACUCCGUCACAACGAAGCUGGUGGGUCGAGUGGAGAAACUGGAAGAGGAAGUGUCUCGAAACGUCACCAAGGAGAGCAAGCAAAAGAGGCAGAAUGAGGAUGAGAGUUUGCAGGAGAUAGAUUUUGAAGACAAGAUGAAUUCUUCCAGCAGCAUCUCCAACAACCUUGCUGACAUCCAGAGUUCAUUACAGAGGGAUGCUGCAGCAGCCUACACCCUCACUGAGGAAAAAUACGACGAAGUUUUCCUGCAUGACGAAAUGGCUGCUGAGCAAAUCAGCUCUGCCGAGUCCUUGCGCUAUGCGCCCCCAGGUCCGGGAGCCACGAAUUCAAAGUCAACUUUGCCGAGAAAACUCCACGUGAGGAGCCGGGCUCCAUCCCGGCCGACCAUCAUCCGAGGUGUCACAUACUACAAGGCCAAAGACGCUGAGACAGAAAACGACCUGGAGGAACCAGAAGAUGAGCCUUUUAGCGGUGACCCCAUUGAUUUGCUGAUUGAAGACCAACUUUUGCAACACAACUACUUGCCACAUAUUCCCACGAGAAAGCCACCACCCAUGGAAGGGCUGCUUCUGCCUCAGAGCAGUGGACCCAUGGAAGGGCAUGCCACAAAUUCCACAUCUAAUGGAAAAGAAGCCCUUGUGCCUACGACCCCAGCAACGAAGCCACCGCUGCCCUCUGCCCCCAGGCCUCCUUCUGUUGAGCCAACACCAGUGUCUACCUCAUCAGUCCCCCCUACUGCCAACAGCCAUUCUUCAAUGUCUCUGGAGACCACAACAGCUGCUGAAGAUUCCUCCAUCACUGGAUCAGUGGGCGAGGGUGUCGCAUGGACGAUGAAAGUAGUGGCUCAUGCUGCCACGACCACUGUCAUGCAGAAUGCAACUACCACAGUGCCGCCAGUCAUCAGCGUGUCCACAACCAAUUUCCAAGCACAGGCAACAGCUGAGCCUAGUUCCGCUGCCACAGCCAAGGCCGUUCCUUCCCCAGCCCCUGCCAGCUCUGGCCUCACAGUCACGCCCAAACAUGGCCUUGAUGAGGAAGAUAUCCGAAACAGCAUUGGCCAAUGCAAGGACACCUUGUCUACCAUCUCUGGGCCUAUGGUCCAGAACACUUAUGGACGGAAUGAAGGUGCUUGGAUGAAGGACCCAGUUGCCAAGGAUGAGCGAAUCUACGUUACCAACUAUUACUAUGGCAACACCCUGGUGGAGUUCCGGAAUCUGGACAGCUUCAAACAAGGACGCUGGAGUAACUCCUACAAGCUGCCGUAUAGUUGGAUGGGGACGGGCCAUGCGGUCUUUAAUGGUUCUCUCUACUACAACCGGGCUUUUACCCGCAACCUCAUCAAGUACGACCUGAAGCAGCGCUAUGUGGCUGCCUGGGCCAUGUUGCAUGACGUUGCCUAUGAGGAGGAGACGCCUUGGCGUUGGCGUGGCCAUUCUGACGUGGAUUUUGCUGUGGAUGAGAAUGGCCUGUGGAUCAUUUACCCUGCUAUUAGUUAUGACGGUUUCCACCAGGAGGUGAUUGUCCUCAGCAAGCUGAAUGCCAAUGAUCUGAGCACACGGAAGGAGACCACCUGGCGGACGGGCCUGCGCAAGAACUUCUACGGCAACUCCUUUGUCAUCUGUGGGGUCCUCUAUGCCGUGGACAGCUACAACAAGAAGAAUGCCAACAUCUCCUAUGCGUUUGACACGCACACCAACACCCAAAUCAUCCCACGCCUGCUCUUUGAGAACGAGUACUCCUACACGACUCAGAUAGACUACAAUCCCAAGGACCGGCUUCUUUACGCUUGGGACAAUGGCCACCAGGUCACUUACAACGUCAUCUUUGCAUACUGAGGAUACCAUGGGGUAAUGUUAAUGGGCCACUAGCACCUUUUUUAUAAAUAUUUUUUUAUUGUACAAAUCAGAGUAAAUGUGGUUGUUGUUUUUACCUUUUUAAAAAUAAUAAUAAUAAGUGGAUUGUAGAUCAGUCCACGUGCCAAAGUCAACCCUUUUAUUUUGGGCAUAACCUUGCUUUUGUUUUUAUACUGAAUAUGCUGCCUCUCAUGAGGCAUUGGAAAAUAUUCUUCAUUAGCACUUGCCAAGCGCAGACUCUCAAAGGAAGAAAAGCAUCCCUUUGCCUUAUUAUUGUAAUGCAAGACACGCUUUGGAUGAGAAAACAAAAAAAAGUUAUCAUUUUUAUAAUAAAAUAUCAGUGUUAAAACUCAGU
This is a messenger RNA of Elgaria multicarinata webbii, 2730 nucleotides long. It is a transcript of the gene OLFML2B, whose product is annotated as olfactomedin like 2B. Gene Ontology annotation, biological process: signal transduction. Bases 54 to 2357 code for a protein of 767 amino acids. NCBI's taxonomy places the organism in Eukaryota, Metazoa, Chordata, Lepidosauria, Squamata, Anguidae. The transcript is spliced from 8 exons. The record is from RefSeq and is a predicted model, not a curated record.